AUGUAUGCAUUACGCAGACUCAUUUCCGCCUCUUACAGGGGUAUCGAAAUCUGUCAAGUCGAAGAUGGGGCAGGAAGCUGCGACGAAAGAUGAUCAAGCAAUGAGCGGCAAAAUCCCUGCGGCCAGUUUGCGCAGUUUCCUGCAUGGCGGCACAUCCAGUCUUGUGUCAGCACUGACAACCAUCGCCACUUUCCCAUUGUACAAGACUGUGUUCCGACAACAGCUGCACAACACGGUGGUGCGAGAGGCCGUGGCACAACUGUACAGCGAGGGGUUCCGGAAGCUUUACCGUGGCGUGGCUCCCCCUUUAUUAGUGAGAACGCUCCAGGGCACGCUGCUAUUCGGAGUUCAGGACACCUUGCAACGCAGCGCCUCCAGCCUGGGAGCACAGCAUCUUCCCAGGCCUCUCCUCCAGGCGGCAGCAGGCGUGGGUACCGGUGUGGUGGAAGCGGUCGUGUUCACGCCCUUUGAGCGUGUGCAGAAUGUGCUACAGAACGGCAAAAACGACACCCGCUUGCCAACUCAGUGGAGCGCCGUGUCUCGUCUGAGUGUCGAACCGCUAUCUCGUGGCUUCUACCGAGCCUUGUUGCUCAUAACUGUUCGUAACGCCCUGGGAAGCGGGCUUUACUUCGGUUUGAAAAAUCCAGUGAGAGACGCACUGGACCAACAGGGUCUCUCCCCAACUGCCUCCUCGUUCGUCUCGGGGGCGGUCAACUCCUUGGUUAUAAGCUUGCCCCUGUAUCCUCUCUCGGUGCUGAUAGCCAACAUGCAGGCAGGAGUGGGAGACGAGAACUCAAGGGAAGGGAUGAGGGCAUGUGCCCGCCGGCUUUGGGCAUCGCGUCACCGGAGCGUGGCUCUCCUGUACCGGGGCGGCUCGCUGGUCAUUCUGCGCUCCUGUGUCAGCUGGGGAAUAACCACCGCAAUCUAUGACCGGCUGGAGAGAGGCUCGUCCACCUGAUGCCAACGCACAUCCCGGCUGUGUUGUGUAUGUGAUUGUGACUAUAGUUUUGAACGGGAUACGGCUGCUCUUUAUUACAGAGAAGUGCUGCUUCGAUCUAGUGACCUGUUACUUGGGUGCCAUACAUUUCCCAGCUACUUCUCCAGACUCCUCUGCAUCAGUG
Messenger RNA from Engraulis encrasicolus (European anchovy), 1121 nucleotides. Its product is annotated as solute carrier family 25 member 53-like. The coding region runs from base 5 to 958 and encodes 317 amino acids. The transcript has a single exon. Gene Ontology annotation, molecular function: NAD transmembrane transporter activity. Gene Ontology annotation, cellular component: mitochondrion. The record is from RefSeq and is a predicted model, not a curated record. NCBI's taxonomy places the organism in Eukaryota, Metazoa, Chordata, Actinopteri, Clupeiformes, Engraulidae.